AUGGCGAACUCGACUGAGAUCUUCUUUCGUGUUCUCUACGCCACCGUCUACACCUUGCUGCACGUUCUACUCCUCGCGCUGCUGCUCGUGACGCCCGGCGAUCUCAUAAACCAGUCACGCUACCGCCACGACGUUGUCUCCAUCCUUAUCGUCGCUGGCGCCUAUAUCUUUGGCAUUCUCGUCAUCGCGAUCGUCUUCUUCCUGCGUCUCUUCCUCAAGCGCGCCGUCCUCAACUCCAUCCCCAAGUCCUGGGUCCCCAUCGAAAAAGGCGAUGUCUCGAAGCCGGUGCGCAGCAUGAUCAGCGCCGGCCUCAGCCGCAGUGCUGCCGUUGCCUUUAUGUCGCGGCCGCGUGUCGUGCCUGAGGAGUUGCUUGACGAGAUGUGUCCGAUGCUGGCUGCGGACGUGUUUAUGCACGGCGGCAGAGGGGGAGCGCCAAAACACCGUGAAGGGGACGUCAUAGGAGCCAACGAGGAGGACGGUGGCGGCUCAGACCUGGCCGCUGACGGAGAAAAAGCACACCGGCCCCCAAAGGCGGUGCGAUUCAAAAGGGCCGAGACGAUGGAAAUGGAAAAAGCGCUGGGUAUUGACCUGCCGCCGUGCCAGGCUGUUUGGGGUGUAAUCGAGCACCCCGGCUGGGCACCACCCGACCAGGUCUUGCGUCGGUCACGGGGCGGCGGAGCGACCAGCAGUGGACGUGAAGAUGGAGGUGGGGGUGCAGGCGGCAGCGGCAGCGGCGGCGGCGGUGCUACGGCCGACCCUCUCGACGAGAACAUUAAUCUGCAGUACAGCACAGUCCUCGCCGAGUUGCCAAACCUAGUUGAGGCCAAGGCAAUAACGCUUGCGCCGCCAGAUCCUUUCUCGGCAGCCGACCCGCCUCUCUUCGACCCAGAUGCUGUGGCCCUACUUGAACGGCCUUCGUACAUGGGCCUCCGCGAAUACCUCUACCACCUCGCCGAGCUCGGCGUCGUCGACAUAGAAGCUGAUGCACCGUCCCGCGAUGCGCACGUGGCCGACAGCGAUCGUCGCUCGCUGCGCGAAAUCGUUUCGUCUUUUGCGACGGAAUACGAGUAUGCGCGCUUUUCGACACGCAUGAUUUCCAACCACAUGUUUCGCCAGCUGAUGCACGAUCUGGCAACGAUCCUGCGCCGGAUGACCCCUCUCGACCCAAGUGUUUUGGAAGACGACGAAGACGACGAGUAUGACGAAAGUGGAUACGACAAGGAGAGCGGCUUCAGCUUUGGCGAAGAAGACGCCGAUGAUGGCGAUAUAAACGAUAAUACUACACCAAUACGAAGUCGUAGUCGGCACAGCACACAUCUCAUUACCCAUCAUCAACAACCACCACAACGACGACGACCAUCACAACUCUACGAUCCUCUACCACAGCAUUCAGCACCCCUCACCAGAUCGCAGUCUGGAAGCAGCAGGCGCUCCGCAGAGACGGCUAGCAGUAGCGGCGGAAGUAGCAAGUCAUACAGCACACAGGACAGUGCCGGAACCAGCAGACGACGCCGUCCAAGCCGCCAGGUAAACAAUCCGGACCUUGCAAGCGCAACUUUGCCACAGAAUCAGAGGCGUGCUCUACAACAGCCGCUACUAUCACCACGGCCCGAUGCCCGCCAAGCCAGGAGGACAUCAAGGCAAACCACACGCCGGCCCUCGUCCCAAGCGUCUAGCGCAAACAGCUUCGCGCAGAGUCGGCACCCAUAUGCCCUCAGCAGCCAACCGUCGAGCGCCAGCCUGCGUUCGACCAACUCCAGCGGCUCUGUCAUCCGGCUGGCCGACCGCAACGAGCAAUCGUCGUCUGGAUUGCCCUACGUCAUAAUGGCACCGACGGCAUCGCCACAUGCCUGGACGUGA
Molecule: messenger RNA, 1860 nt
Organism: Sporothrix schenckii 1099-18
Lineage: Eukaryota; Fungi; Ascomycota; Sordariomycetes; Ophiostomatales; Ophiostomataceae
Exons: 1
Coding region: 1-1860 (619 amino acids)
Source: RefSeq, a predicted model, not a curated record